GGCGGUUGCGGAGUCGAUGUCGGACGUAGGGCGGUCGCGACAGACGGUGAGGGCAGAGGGUAGUCAUGCCGACCAACGCAGUACGACGUUGCUCAGCUCAGUCUGCGGGGGCUCGACGCGCUGUGCUCGUCUUGGGUUGCGCGCUCGGGCCUCGCGUCGCUCGCGGAUGGCGGAGUCGGGGGUGGAGGGAGCACGCUCUUCGAGACGACGGGUGUCAGUAGGCCGUUGGAGAGCGAGGGAGGUAUGUACAAGAGGGAAAGCAAGGGCACAGGAGGUGAUGUAAGCAUGGUGACGCACGCCGUCGAGUCGUCCGCACGCUGCAAGUACAUGAGAGGGAGCUGCAGCAUCUGAGAUGGCCACCCGGAGCGUACGCAGGUGCCCGAGUCUCGAUAUGCGGACUGGUUCUGCUGUGCGCCAGUCCGACGUGCUCGACAUCCGACUCACCCGCAGACGGUGUCGACGCGUCCCACGGUCGUCAUCGUCUCCAAACCCACAACGGAUCUACCCAUCCCAGACGAGCGGGACACGCCCUGUCCAGCCUGCCUCCCGUCUCGCCCCGCAAGCCCCUUCAGUACCCAGCGCGAGCGCAACCAGCAGUCACGGAGACAGGGCCAUCGUCCCGCCCUGCUCCAGCUACCACACUCCCGUCUAUAUGCGCACCGUUCCUGUCCUCCUAGACUUCUGCGCAGCGGGGCGUACGCACCCGCGUAACUGCGGUUCGCACGACUGUACAGCGAUUGCUCGACGCGGGGACGACGCAAACGUGCAACCUGUUUCGGAUCGAGACCAAACCGUCCGCGUCACGAAGCCGUACGUUCCAGCGAGCACCGUGACACAUGCUCGCAGACAACUCGCACAACGUCCCACAUGCCCGACCGGUGUCCUACCAGUACAGCAUCGCGCCCCUCACGUUCCCGCACAACACGGAUCGUCGAGCGAACCGCAGGCAACCACCACCAGCAUCUCUCCCCGCCGUCUUUCACGUCCGCCUGGAUGCGCACGAGGGGCCGAGUCGCCAAACUAUAGCGACAAACGAGUCAGCGCGCAGCAGCACCGGAGAGGGAACGCGGAUUCGCACCUCCCAGGUUGGCUGCUGCGCAACGAGGGAUGUUCGCGCUCCCGUGUGAUGGGAAGAGACCUGUGAGUCAGGUGAGCGUCGACGAGUCUUCCGCCUCAGUCGACCUCGACCGCCGACACCCGGAUGUUAUGAUCAACGCCAGCUUGGGUCCGGCCGCAUCGAACAUGGCUGAUACUCAGCCGUGGACCAAAUCCCGGUUACCCAGCUGAACCUGGACGCAGCAACAGGCAACGAACCCUGCGUAAUGGCGACGCUCACCUACAUCUGAGGUACA
Messenger RNA from Fomitopsis serialis, 1352 nucleotides. RefSeq lists its product as uncharacterized. Lineage: Eukaryota; Fungi; Basidiomycota; Agaricomycetes; Polyporales; Fomitopsidaceae. The record is from RefSeq and is a predicted model, not a curated record. Bases 353 to 1144 code for a protein of 263 amino acids. The transcript has a single exon.